AUGUAUAUGGACCUUGAAUCAGACGUGCCAGCGCCGGAGUUCCCUCGUAUGAUGCAGUUGGUUGUUCUCAAUUUGUACCGGCUACGCUUCUUCGAGUUCAAGACCCAGGACCGAUAUGGCCUGGGGCGCGUAAGACGACUGCUGGACCACCGUGUAGCACCUAGGCUCACCUAUCUCCACCUACGUACAUUCGACAUGGAUCCCAACGUCAUCGUCUUCCAACCAAACCCAAAGCGGGGUCGCAUCUUGACCUCGGGCGCCCCCGUCCUGCAGACCUUGCGGUUGGAGGGAACGGAUCUCCCGCGGCAUACAGGCUGCUUGAGCUCCCUUACUACUCUGGAGCUCAGAAUUCGAUUGGAUGCGCCCCUCACCCUGAAUGACCUGAUAUCUGCUCUUGCUCCAUGUCACGGGACCCUUGAGAAUCUCAUCUUCUGCGGAGGUGUCGACCGGUUUGACAUGGCAACGACGGCUGGUACCUUGCCAUCUAUGACAGACCCCAGUCUCUGUCUUCACGCGCUCAAGUCUCUGACAUUGGUGACUGCAGACUUUGCCAUUCUCUGCGAGCACCUCGAAGCAUCAAACCUCACCGUGCUGGAUGUAGACAUAGACUCUUUCUUGUGGAGACCCGAAGAUACCCUCGCCUUUCCUGUAUGUCUCAGACUUCCAGACGGGACUCCGCGCUUUCCAAAGGUCGAGGUCCUGCACCUGUGGGGCUUCUUCGACGAAGCUAUAACAAACAGCAUGACAGAGGAAUUUUUUUUCGUUCUUCCCGAGGUCAAAGACCUCCGCAUUGCCAGAGCAUCUGGCAAUAGCUUCCUUCGGAUCCUCUCGCGCUCCGCUAGUCGGAAUUUUUGGCCGAAGUUGGAAACCUUGACGCUCUCGCUGCCGCGUCCGGACCUCUUGAAGAAGUUCAUGAGGGCUCGGUACCUUGCUCAGGUUCCUGUGAAAAAUUUGUCUCUGUGCGAUCAUACAGACAACCUGCGGACACUGGAUACCUUUGUGGAAUUUGGACUGCAGAAGUUCUCACUGUAUCGCAAGGGAAAGUCGCGAAGAUAUGUCGCUCCUUCCAUCUCUGACGACGAAUGCGCGGAUUACGAGUACCAAACCUCGGAUUGUACGUCAGGAUCGGAGUUGGACGAUAGCAGCGACUCUUCAUGA
Messenger RNA from Gloeophyllum trabeum ATCC 11539, 1158 nucleotides. RefSeq lists its product as uncharacterized. Bases 1 to 1158 code for a protein of 385 amino acids. The record is from RefSeq and is a predicted model, not a curated record. Lineage: Eukaryota; Fungi; Basidiomycota; Agaricomycetes; Gloeophyllales; Gloeophyllaceae. The transcript has a single exon.